AAGUUUUAUGUAGUAAAGAGCGGAAAAAACUAUCUGGACCUGGGUUUUUACCAGGUCACCUUUCAGGUUAGGGUAGGUAGAAAGACUUACAGGCUUUGUUAACAAGAUCAAUAUGGAAUGGCACUGGAGUAAAGUUUAUAGUAGCGUGUGGAUUAUUCAAAUCUUCUCAGGGUUACAGGUAUAUCCCAUUCCUGGAACAAAUUCAGGAGAUAAGUGUUUCACUAUCCUUGGAGAGGAGAGUUUUAUGUCUCAGAUUAAGGAUCCAUGUCAGAAAGCAGCCUGUGCCAUCCAGAAAUGCCUCCAAGCGCACAGAUACCUGGAGAAAAUGUGUGAGCCUGAAUUCAAAGCCAUGCGUGAUUGUUGUUCCAAGUACACAGCCCAUCGCUCAGUGUGUUGUUCUGGAUUCCAGCAUGAAGGGGCUUCAACAUCUGAAGACCAGUUAGUCCAGAAGACCGCACAGGAAGCAGACUGUAAUAAUGGAUGUAAAACAAAACAAUGACAUGGAUAAAUAAAAUUCUAAAGCAAGUUAAGCUGCAAA
Molecule: messenger RNA, 538 nt
Organism: Xenopus tropicalis (tropical clawed frog)
Lineage: Eukaryota; Metazoa; Chordata; Amphibia; Anura; Pipidae
Gene: cmc4
Product: C-X9-C motif containing 4
Exons: 3
Coding region: 113-499 (128 amino acids)
Cellular component (GO): mitochondrion
Source: RefSeq, a predicted model, not a curated record